AUGAAGGAUAUGAUGAAUGAAGUUCGUGGAAUGAACAAUAACAUCGCUAAGUUGGGGCAAAGCAUGCAGCAAUAUAUGAUAUCAUUCAGGAAUGCAUUGAUUGUCCAGGACCAGAACGUACAGAUAAUGAAUGAGAGAUUGAUCGCUGUCGAGGAGAGCUCUCAGGACAAGAUCACUGCUGCCGUGGCCCUUGCAGUGCAAGAAAAGAUGGAGUCGGUCCAGGAGAACGUCUCGCUCACGCUGCUGGCGGAGGUGGGGGUGGUGGACCUAGUCGUCAGGCCGCUGCUCAAGAAGGCCAGAGAGAAGCACUACAACGAGACGGUGCUGCCGCGCUAUGGCCACCUGCUGCAGGGCGUCGCCACGUUUUUCCACGGGGCCUUUAGCGGCAUCUACGAGCCCGUCCUGGCGGAGCUGAGGAAGAGUCCCAAGUGGGGACCUACCUGCCGCCUGGGGGUGAACGGAUUCAAGGGGGUCCUCCUCGUACGGGAUGAGGACGGCGUCUGGGAGAUCGUCGCUGCGAAGGACCAGUCGAAGGCUGAUGCGGAGCUCAUCCCGAUCCAUGAGGAGCUCGCGGAGUGGGGGAUCAGCGCUGAGAAGGCGUCAGCCAUCAUAGAGCAGUCCCACAAGCCGUUCGGUUCCUUUUGCGCGUCCGCCGCUGCUGGUGGCCUACGGUUCUUCGUCUCGCGACGCCCGUUGGCAAAGUUUACUUCAGUGCAGCUCGAGCCGCUCUGUGCUGGUCGCAUUGCCUCUCUCCUUCUCCAAGGUUCGUCGAUCGCGGGUUGCCGAAUCACUGGCCAGAGCCGGCGUGGGAGCGUCGGGCUCGGGACGGUCGUGAAGUAUACGGCCAUCGCCCAGGUACCUUUCUUUGUCCUGGGUAAUUCUGGACUGUCCCGGGCCUCAGGCCGUGAAAAGAUUGGCCGUCGUGAGUUCUUCGCACAGCCGGUGGCCUGUGGACUCGUUCUGCAACGCGCCCAGGGCAUGGCGACCGUGUGCAGGCUGGCGCUCGUCUCCGCGGCCGCCCCAAGGCAGCUACGAGCGCCUCCGUGCGCGGGGCUCGAGCGCACCGCCGUGGAGGAUCAGGCGCAGGAGGCGGCCGUCUCUCCGUCCCCCUGUCCAGAGGCCCGGAGAGGUCUCGUCAUCACUGCCCGGUGCCUCCCACUUCUGCUCAACAACGGGGUCGCCGUGAUCGUGGUGGCUGUGACGAUGAUCGUCCUGCUGCGGGGGUCGCUGGGUGAGCUGAUGCGGAGAUUCUUGCGGUCGACAGCUGUGUGCCCUCCUCGCAAGGAGUACUGGGCCCCGAUGUGCGCCGCUGAAUCCCCGCCCCCAGACGAGGAGUUGCUGGGUGGUCAGGCCGGGGACAAGUACAUGUUCGAGUCGGAGGCCUUCCUGGAGUUUGCGACGCUCUUCCGCGCGCGCGUGCAAGUGCCUGGCCCAGGGGCUCACGGCAGUGGCGAUGGCGAUGCCGAGGAAGGAUCAGGGGUCGACAAGCCCGCGCCCGUGGAUGCGGAGCUCGAUGACAUGUUUGCCGACCGCGAUGCGGUGGACAGUUUCUGGGCUAAUCACAAGUGUGACAAUCGUGCGAUCCUGGAGGCGAGCCUGAUGCACGAUCUGUUCAUAUUCUUUGUUGACUGGGACAGCGCCUUCCAGCGUCGAGGUUUCAGCGGGAUCUGCUAUGCAGCGCGCGCGAUGGCGACGAGGAAGAACGGCGGCCACACUGGGGAGGGGCCCGAGGAGAGGAAGGCCAAUAUCGGGAAGGACAAGGAGAAUAUUGACAUGGGCGAGGAAGAUGACCUCAACGAUGACGACGGGGCUGAGGGGUCUAAGGCGAUGGUCGGCAUGCUGAAGAAGAUGAUGGCUAUGGUGAAAAGCAUGAGGGAGGACAUGCAGCAGGUGAAGACAGACAUGGGCGAAGCGGCAAAUACCGCUAAUCAGGCGAAGGUCGCGGCUGACUUGGCCAUGGAAGCAGCGGGCAUAAUCAAGCAGGGUAAAAAAGGGAAGGACAAGACGGACGGGGAGGAGGAUAAGUGGUUUCGCGCCGUGAGCUUCGGGCGCUUCCCUGAGGACAGCAAGGCGCAGGCUAUCGCGAAAUUCAUGGAAGGCGCGCUCGCCGAGGCCAGGGAGGUCAAGUCGCUCCUGCAACAGCAGCCCUCCACGCG
Messenger RNA from Prorocentrum cordatum, 2156 nucleotides. The record is from the annotation of a GenBank genome assembly. NCBI's taxonomy places the organism in Eukaryota, Dinophyceae, Prorocentrales, Prorocentraceae.